Polypterus senegalus (gray bichir) is the source of this 3131-nucleotide messenger RNA. It is a transcript of the gene ubxn4, whose product is annotated as UBX domain protein 4. The record is from RefSeq and is a predicted model, not a curated record. Bases 93 to 1640 code for a protein of 515 amino acids. NCBI's taxonomy places the organism in Eukaryota, Metazoa, Chordata, Cladistia, Polypteriformes, Polypteridae. The transcript is spliced from 13 exons. Gene Ontology annotation, molecular function: protein binding.
UUCAGUAGUGCCUGCUUGAGGUGUCAGUUCGUCACAGCUGUUCACCGAGUAUUGCACCAGCUAGGUGGGGGAUUGGAAACAACUGUUUUAAAAUGCUUUGGUUUGAGGGUUCCGUACCUUCAGCAAUUGCUUCGAGCAAGGAGAAGAAUUGUGUUUUUGUCGUCUUUAUUAAAGGUGAUGAUGAACAAUCGACAGAGAUGGUUUCGACCUGGGAGAAUGCCAGGGUUGUUGAAGCAGCCAGAGACUUAUUUGUUGCAAUUAAAGUUGAUGCCAAAAGUGAAUCGUGUACACAGUUUUCCCAAAUUUAUCCUGUUGUAUGUAUACCUUCCAGCUUCUUUAUAGGAGGUAAUGGCAUUCCCCUUGAGGUUAUUGCAGGUAGUGUCCCUGUGGAAGAGCUUAUAAAGCGUAUUGAAAAAGUAAAACAGAUGCACACAGAGAAAGUACAGCAGCAUGAAGGCAAUGAAUCUUCAACAGCAUCACUUCAUUCACAAGAAGCUGCCUCUUCUGUGUCACAAGAGGAAACCGUUGAAAACCGAAGUUUGCAGUUGGAAAACACAUAUGACAAUUCAGAAUCAUCAAAAAUAGCUGCAUCAGAUUCUUCAAGAGAUAAUGGAAUAUGUUCUGGUCAAGUUAGUCCGGCAGAAGUUAGCAUCUCAUCAGAUGAAGCAUCACAGUUGGAAGAUGACCUCAGUGUCAAAGUGGAAAGGCUAACCAAGAAACUUGAAGCACGAAGGGAGCUUAAGAAGAAAGAUGAAGAGGAAAAUGAAAUAAAGAAAGAAAUAGAACGGAGAAAGCUUGGAAAAGAAAUGCUGGAGUUUAAGAAAAAACAAGAAGGUGAAAAAACAAAACGAAUACUGGAAGAAAGAAACCGGGAGAAAGCAGAGGAGAAAGCAGCACGAGAGCGAGUGAAACAACAAAUUGCUUUGGAUCGUGCAGAAAGAGCAGCACGGUAUGCAAAAACAAAAGAAGAAGUAGAAGCUGCUAAAGCUGCAGCUCUUGAAACAAGGCAAGCUGAAUUGGAUGCCAGAAGAGAGGCUGCAGCUAAGGAGAGAAGUACGAUAGCCAGAAUACAGUUCAGACUCCCAGAUGGAUCUUUCGUCACAAAUCAGUUUCCUUCAGAAAGCAGAUUGGAAGAAGCAAGACAGUUUGUUGCACAGGAAGUGGGCAACAAGUAUGGAAAUUUUUCACUGGCUACUAUGUUUCCAAGGAGAGAAUUCACAAUGGAGGACUUAAAAAAAACAUUGCUUGAUCUGGAGUUGGUGCCAAGUGCUUCUGUAGUACUUCUGCCGCAAACAGGAAGACCAUCCACAUCGGUUGUCCAGUCAUCUGGUGGAGGAAUCUGGGUAUUUCUUGGGACAAUUCUCUAUCCUCUGCUUGCAGUUUGGAAAUUCAUCACUAGCUUUCUGUUUGCUUCAACACCAUCUACAGCUUCAUCUACUAGGCAGACUUCCCAGUCGACCAACUCCCAAGCCAUGGCAUCUAAUACGACUGAACCGAAAAGAGAAAAUAUGAGAAAAAGAAUUCUUGAGAAACGUACUGAAGAUUUUAAAAGAGAUGGGAAAAUCUAUAGAUUAAGGACUCAGGAAGAUAAUGAGGAUGACAACAACACAUGGAAUGGGAAUUCCACCCAGCAGAUGUAGUCUAAAGAUACCUAAUAUUGUGCAAUACAUUUUUUACUCAAUACUGUUGAAUUAAAUUAUAUCGGCAGAUCUGUGAACACAAGGCAUUGUUGCCUGUGUACAGAUGUGGAACUUAAUUAUUAGCCACUCUUUUGCAUGGUGGAAUAUAACUAGACAUCUUCAAACUGGAUCAAGCAGUAUGUACAAUUCCUUUCACGCUGUUAAGCCAGUUUGCUGUCAUUUAAAAUAAGCAGACCUUGCACAGUAAUUGUAUUUACUUUCCUUUACAUAAGGAAAUUAGGAUACAGUUAUGCAUGUGUUGACUGGUAAAUUUCAUACUUUCAUAGUGCAUAUUGCUUUUUAAUACAAAUGAUGUUGUGGUAAUAUGAUCUGUUUAAGGUAUCAGCUAAAUAUUUUAGAUGGAAGAAGGCAAUGAUGCUAAAUUUAAAACACUGCUGUCAUUUAAUAUUGGCUCGUUUGCUUUCUCGGUACUUACUGCAUUGAAGAACAUCUUUGCAUUCUUGGAUUAUGCGGGCAGAUCUGUGUGUUCAUUGCAGGUAAAAUUCUUUUUUUUUUUUUCUUUUUAACCUUUUUUUCCAGAACUCCUAAUUUGCGGUUUUAAAAUCUCUUGUAAUAAAAUAGAUGUCACCAAAGGGAAUAAGAAUAUAAACUUUUUCAGCAUUGUAAUUCCUAAAUUAAAUACUACAAACAGCUCAGCUGCAUAGCUAUGUUUGUCUCUUCACUUGCCUGUCUUUUCGCAUCUGUUAUCUUUUCAUAUAUCUGUGUUUUGGUACCAGGACACCUUUAUGAAUCUAAUGUAUGUCCUCACAGCAUACACCAUGAGUAUGGACAGGAACUUUUGUCCUUAAAUGCUGCUACAUAUUUUUUUUUUGUUUGUUUUGUUUUGUUAAUUAGGUUUAUUAGUGUAAAUGAGAUUUUAAUGACUAAUUGUUGGCUUUCUGGUUAUCAUUUGAACCUUCGUGUUUUUCAUUACUCGUUUUGGGGGGAAAAAAUAUUUUCUACUAGUGUUGUAUAACAUUUAUAGUUGAAUCGAGAAAGCUUUAAUGAAAACACAAGAAUUGGAAAAAGUAAAUAUAAUAACACUAUUAUACCCAAACAUGAUUGGUCUGUAACUUAAACUGGAUGUCUAGUUUGCUAGUUUGUCAUAACACAAGGGCUUACCAUAACAACAUAUUAAAAAGGAAAAUUUUACAAGGAAUGCUUUCCGUUGUUGUCGCAGCUUGCUGAAGCAGGGAAAGCAGGGGUUGUUCAUACGAGAGACCCUUCUUAUGGUUAAAAGAGACAGUAAUGAAUAUAAUGAAAUAAUUAUUGUGAUGAAUUUAAGUUUGAAACAGUUAGGAUGCUAUGUGAAGAAGAAAUGAAGUUAUGGCAUUAAAUUUAUUUUUUUGCUACAUAUUUGGGUAAGUGUACUGUAUAUGGAAAAGGAUAUAUAGAUUUCUUGAUGUGGCUGGUUCUGAUUGUCUCUUAAUAAAAACUACAGAAUGUUCUGAA